UGAUCUGUUAAUGCUUCGACGUAGUCGUCGUCGGAAACAACCGAAUAUUCUGUCCUGUUGUGGUCGCAAAUCACCUUCUAAAUGCACAGAAAUGUGUGCAAUGGAACUGAAAGACCAGGGCAACCGGUUCUUUUCUGCUAGAAAAUAUGACGACGCAAUAAAUUGUUACACAAAGGCUAUCUUGCGAAAUGCAAACACCGCCACCUUUUACACCAACCGUGCUCUGUGCUAUCUCAAACUACAGCAGUGGGAACUGGCCAUGCAAGACUGCAAACAUGCGAUAGAGAUAGACACGGCUUUAGUUAAAGGUCAUUUCUUUUUAGGCCAAGCUUCUGUGGAAGUUGGGUGCUACGAUGAAGCCAUUGAAAAACAUUUAAAAGAACUUAACGCUGUAUUUGCAGCAGUGGAUGAAAGGCGAAAGAAGAGAGAAGUUCCAGACUAUCUGUGUGGUAAAAUAAGUUUUGAAUUAAUGAGAGAACCAGUAAUUACACCAAGUGGAAUAACCUAUGACAGAAAAGAUAUAGAAGAACAUUUACAGCGUGUUGGACAUUUUGAUCCUGUGACGAGAACAGAUCUUACUCAAGAUCAGCUCAUUCCAAAUCUUGCCAUGAAAGAAGUUAUUGAUACCUUUAUAUCGGAAAAUGAGUGGGUUGAAGAAUUCUAAAAUGCAUUUUCCUGGAGUGAGCACCCUUACUGGAUGGAGUCUUAUCAUCUUAUUAUGACUAUGUAAAUUUGCUGCACAUUGUGUAAAUAAACUCUUCAACUGACAGCAUUUUUAAUUAAUAAAAAGCGCUUUAACAUUUAAUUUGAUAUAAUCUUCCGAUGGAGAUUCAAGUUAUAAUAACUUUGAACUGCUUUUUCAUGCUGAAAGCAAGUAUUGUAUAUGCUAU
This is a messenger RNA of Saccoglossus kowalevskii, 890 nucleotides long. Its product is annotated as E3 ubiquitin-protein ligase CHIP-like. Gene Ontology annotation, biological process: cellular response to misfolded protein; protein quality control for misfolded or incompletely synthesized proteins; positive regulation of proteolysis. Gene Ontology annotation, cellular component: cytoplasm; Z disc. Lineage: Eukaryota; Metazoa; Hemichordata; Enteropneusta; Harrimaniidae. Gene Ontology annotation, molecular function: protein-folding chaperone binding; ubiquitin protein ligase activity. The record is from RefSeq and is a predicted model, not a curated record.